GUUCAGUGGCAAGCAGACAUAAUAUGUCUGGUUCGCACCUCGGCAUAAGCUAAUCGAUACUAUAUGUGUGACGUCACGUCAUGUAAGAUAAAUUGGAAUAUAUAUUUUUAAUUGAUUUCUAACAAACGUCGAAGUACUAGUCACCGGCAAGACGUGUCGAGUAUUGUGAAUAAAUCACCCAUGUCCUAUCAUCUAUUUAAAUAUCGGGUUCAAUUUAUGAGAAAUGGACCAGCCGCUUUCAACAAGACUUAUUUCGCUUUGCCUCAUCUCUCAACACAAGUUAAAAAGUAUACUUUCAAGAUGUGGGAGCAAACUUGACUUGAUCAUUGAUGCUCAACUUAUUAAGCCUUUAGAGAAAAUAUGUGGUGUAACGUGGUUGAGGCAACAUGGUGUCGAUAAGAUAUAUAAAAUGGAUAACCAACUUGGAACUACGGCAAACCAAAGCAAGCUUUACUUAAUACCAGCUUGUCUAUCAAAGUAUAAAUGUGUACUUGACCAAAUAUCUUCCAUUCUCAGUCAAAAUUCAUCCUUAGCUGAUGCCAAUUGUUUUAAUAUCAUAAUUGUACCAAAAAAGAUUGCAACUUUUGACUCCAUCCUUGAAAGUAAAGGACUAUAUGAUAUUGUGAAACUUCACUCAUUUUCCUGGGAGCUUAUGACAUUGGAUGAGCAGCUAUUGAGUCUGGAGCUGCCAUUUUUUUACAAACAGGUUUUUGUUGAACAGAAUCAUUCAUUGCUGAGUAGUGUUUCAAUGUCUUUAUGGAGCCUAUUCCAUGUAACAGGACAUCCAAAGUAUAUUUUGUCAUUAGGGAAGUUAUCAUCACAUGUUAUGAAUAUAUUCCAAGUAUAUAAAGAGAGUUACAAUAGGGACUAUGUUUGCAAUAAUACACAAGAAAUAAGUGCUUUGAUUGUAAUUGACCGUGAUCAAGAUUAUGGGUCAGCUAUGCUAACUCCUGCGACAUAUAGUGGUUUAUUGAAUGAGAUUUUUAGCAUAAUUUGUGGACAUUUAGAGCUUAAUGUAAAGGAAACCAAAUUAAAAAAAGGCAAACUGAAUUUUUCCACACAAGAAAACAAAUCUGAUAAAAAUACAGUAAUGGUAUUAGAUAGCUGUAUUGACAAUCUCUAUGGUGAGAUUAAGCACAGACAUUUUUCAGAAGUACUGAGUGUAUUAAGUUCAAAAGCAAAAUUACUGAAAAAUGAAGAUAUUAAAGCGUUGGGGAUUCAAGAGAUGAAGCAUUUUGUAGCAACAAAAUUACAGCAAGUUACGCUUUUCAAACACAACUUGGUUAACCAUGUAUUAGCCUGUGAAACUAUAAUAUCAGAGAUGAACAAUAAAUUUGAGAGUUUAACCCAAACAGAAAGUGAAAUGUUAAACAAUAGAAAUAAAAAAAAUAAUUUUACAUUCAUUGAUGAUAACUUUGGAACAGAUAUUCACAUUUACAAUAGCUUAAGACUCAUGUGCUUGUUGAGUUUAACUCAAAGCCUGUCUUAUGAUGAAUACAACUCAUUAGUGUCUAAGUAUUUAUUAGCUUUUGGCUAUAAGUUUAUGUAUGUCUUCAAUAAUUUGAUCCGAUCUGGGUUGUUGGUUCAACCAACUAGUCCAAAACUGUCUUUAAAUAUUAGUAACUUAAGUGAUAGGUUACCAAAAUGGCAAAAUAGCUUCCAGGCAAAUGCAAACAAACUUAAACAAUUACCUUCCAAUACUGAAAAUGAAAAUUCACCAAGUUAUGUGUUUAAUGGAGGCUAUGUCCCACUUGCUGCAGUUUUAUGCAAUACAUUACUAAAUUCUGAAUCUCUGCUAGACAUGCUCAAUAAGUUAUCAGUUAUAAAUGACUUAAAAAUAGGAGGUGAAGUAAUUGAUAGAUUGAAUAAUGGAAUGGAAACAUUGAGUGAUAAAGUUGGCAAAAUGUCACUACAAAAUAAUGAUUGUUGUAUAGAUGCAAAAGCACUUCUUAAAAUAUUAAAGAGUGAUAGUAAAAUGAACAAAGGUGUAUCUUUAAAGCCUCGGAGCAUUCUAGUAUAUGUGAUUGGUGGAGUGACAUUUGCUGAAGUGGCAGCAUGUGAUAUUGUACAGACUGCAACCGGCAGUAAGAUCUAUGUGGCAAGUGAUUGUGUUGCUAGUGGCAGCGACAUCAUGGCUGCCCAUUUUUAAAUAUAUAAUGGGCAAACUAUACCAGUGGAAGGCUCCUUUGCACAGGAAGCCGGCUAGUUUAUGGGUACCAAAACGGCGCCUAUUUCUGCCGUGAAGCAGUAAUGUGUAAAUAUUACUGUGUUUCAGUCUGAAGGUCGCCAUAGGUAGUGCAAUCACAGGGCAAAUGAGAACCCACCCAUAGUGCCACUCAGAAUUUAUGGGUUUUUCAAGAAUCCUGAGCGGCACUGCAUUGUAAUGGGCAGGGUGUAUCAAUUACCAUCAGCUGAAUGUCCUGCUCAUCUCAAAGUGUUGUUCUUCAAUCAAAUAUGUCCUAGAUGGAGCUUUGCAUAUUAUUAUUAAUAAGGUGCAAGAAAAUGGUUUCAUUUUACUAACUGUGCUUUUCUUAUCCAUUUGCUUUGUAACAUAUGAAUAUAUGGGUACAUUACUGUGUGAAUGUGAAACAUUAAUGUGUAUACAUUACUGUUUUUCCGUUUUGGUACCCAUAAUCUAGCCGGCUUCCUGUGCAAAGGAGCCUUCCACUGGUAUAGUUUGCAAAUACAACAAUAUUGCAAUAAAGUAAAAGUCAACCAUAUCUAAACUGUCUGUUAGGUAUGUGUUUUUUUUUUAUAAUUUUAAUGAAUAAUAAUAAAAAAUACUUUAAUGGACAUAGUUUUCUCUGUGAUAACAACUUUCUUGUGUAAUUUUAUUACCAUAUUCAGUUGAUGCUUGUCUGUUUAGAUUUAAUUAUAAGUAUUAUAAGUACUUACUGUAAAACAGAAAGUGAUGUGUACUUCCAAACAAAGGACACUCCUGAAACCAUACUGUUGCAAUGGUUCAACAGAUCAUUAAAAUAUACUGAAAGAAUAAAUAAUGUAUAAAAAUCUGUUUAAUAAAAUGACUGAUCAUUAUGAAAA
Molecule: messenger RNA, 3042 nt
Organism: Leptidea sinapis
Lineage: Eukaryota; Metazoa; Arthropoda; Insecta; Lepidoptera; Pieridae
Gene: Vps33B
Product: vacuolar protein sorting-associated protein 33B
Exons: 3
Coding region: 224-2149 (641 amino acids)
Biological process (GO): intracellular protein transport; vesicle-mediated transport
Cellular component (GO): lysosome; CORVET complex
Source: RefSeq, a predicted model, not a curated record